AUCAGUGUGACCCCAGAAGUGCCACCUGUCAGUGCUCAUCAGUGCCACGUGCCAGUGCCCAUCAGUGCCACAUCAAUGCCACAUAUCAGUGCAUACCAGUGCACAUCAAUGCCACAUAUCAGUGCCCAUCUGAGCUGCCUUUCAAUGUCACCCAUCAGUGCCAGUCAGUGCCACCUAUCAAUGCCAAUCAGUGCCACCUAUCAGUGCUGCCAAUCAGUGCCACCUAUCAGUGCCAGUCAGUCCCGCCUAUCAGUGCGCAUCAUCAGUGCCGCCUAUCAGUGCCAGUCAGUGCUGCCUAUCAGUGCCAUAUAUCAAUGUCAUCAUCAUCAG
Molecule: messenger RNA, 330 nt
Organism: Staurois parvus
Lineage: Eukaryota; Metazoa; Chordata; Amphibia; Anura; Ranidae
Source: the annotation of a GenBank genome assembly